Messenger RNA from Coffea eugenioides, 2271 nucleotides. Its product is annotated as syntaxin-binding protein 5-like. Gene Ontology annotation, molecular function: GTPase activator activity; syntaxin binding; myosin II binding. Lineage: Eukaryota; Viridiplantae; Streptophyta; Magnoliopsida; Gentianales; Rubiaceae. Bases 224 to 2002 code for a protein of 592 amino acids. Gene Ontology annotation, biological process: regulation of exocytosis. Gene Ontology annotation, cellular component: plasma membrane; cytoplasm. The record is from RefSeq and is a predicted model, not a curated record. The transcript has 13 exons.
GACACUUCUCCCAUUCAAUUUUACGAAAAUCUCCGCGAUCACUUCUGAACACGCAAAGGUACCAUUCGGAAAUUUGAACCACGACCCGCAUCUCCACCCGGACGAGUUCUUCCUCCUCCUGCCCUGCCUAAAUUCAUCCGCAGAAAACAAGGAAAUUUCUAAAGCCAAAUUAUAAGGCAAAGUGUAUCAAUCUUUUUCUUUCUUUCUUUCUUUUUUUGUAAAAAUGUUCGGUAAAUUAUUCCAAAAGACCAGCCCUCGUCCACCGCCUCAGCAAAGUGAAGUGCAAGAAAGCCCUAUAUCCUCGGAUGUGGCACCCCUUGUUGUAGUUCAUUAUGGUAUCCCAUCUACUGCUUCAGUCCUGGCUUUUGACUCCGUUCAGCAACUACUAGCUGUUGGAACCUUGGAUGGAAGGAUUAAAGUGGUUGGUGGUGACAGCAUUGAAGGCCUUCUUAUGUCUCCUAAGCCGAUACCUUUUAAGAACUUGGAGUUUCUUCAAAAUCAAGGCUAUCUUGUGAGUGUCUCCAAUGAAAAUGAAGUUCAGGUUUGGGAUCUAGAAAGCAGGAGUAUCUCUACAAGUUUACAAUGGGAAUCCAAUAUAACUGCCUUCUCUGUUAUUUAUGGCACUCAAUUCAUGUAUAUAGGGGACGAAUAUGGAUUUUUGUCUGUGCUGAAGUAUGAUGCUGAGGAACAAACCAUUCUUCAAUUACCCUACCAUAUUCCUGCUAAUCUUGUAGCUGAAGCAGCAGAGAUUUCCUUGCCAUUCAACCAAUCGAUAGUGGGUGUGCUACCUCAGCCUUCAUCAUUUGGAAAUAGGCUUGUUCUUGCAUAUGAGGAUGGGUUGAUAGUUCUCUGGGAUGUUACUGAAGAUAGAGCUGUUCUUGUUAGAGGAAAUAAGGAUCUCCAACUAAAAGAUGAAAUACUGGCUGAAUCUUCGAGUGAUGGGAGCCAUGAGCCCUUGGAUAAUUUAGUAGACCAUGAAAAGGAAAUAAGCUCUCUUUGUUGGGUGUCUGCUGAUGGUUCAUUGCUAGCUGUUGGCUAUGUGGAUGGAGACAUUUUCCUGUGGAAUCUGUCUGCUUCUGAUCAUAUUAAAGGUCACGGAGCUCAAAAGUCAUCUGAUAAAGUGGUUAAGAUACAAUUGUCAUCUGCAGAAAGAAGGCUUCCUGUCAUUGUUCUGCACUGGUCUGCUAACAAGAAACGAAAUGGUUUUGGAGGUCAGCUUUUUGUUUAUGGCGGUGAAGAAAUUGGAUCUGAAGAAGUCUUGACGAUUCUCGAUCUUGACUGGUCAUCUGGGAUAGCAAAGUUAACAUGCGUCAACCGUGUUGAUCUUCCCCUUAAUGGGUCUUUCUCGGAUAUGAUUGUCAUUGCAAGAUCUCAUGAAAUGGAGAAAACUGACAGUGCUUCACUGCUGGUUCUGACCAACCCAGGUCAACUCCAUUUUUAUGAUAACUCUUGUUUGUCCACGCUGAGGUUCGAGCCAGAUAAGAAGCAUUCAGUCCUUGCUGUAGAAUAUCCUGCAACUAUACCUACAAUUGAACCAAUAAUGACUGUGGGAAAACUAUAUUCAGUGGUUGCAAAGGCCAAUUCUUCCAGGGUUCUUGCAGAGACGGUUUCAGCUGCAAAACUUGAAGUUGAGCAGACUAUGACAAGAGGGAGUAGCAGAUGGCCUUUGACUGGUGGUGUUCCUGGUGAACUGUCUAUAGCUGAAGAUGGUGGAAUGGAAAGAAUAUAUGUAGCAGGCUAUCAAGACGGAAGUGUUCGAGUAUGGGAUUCGACAUUUCCUGUUCUAUCACUCAGGCUUGUUUUUCUACUCCAGGUGGAGGGUAUUGAUGUUGCUGGUGCAAGUGCAUCAAUCUCUACUUUAGAUUUUUCUCCCACUUCUUUGUCUUUGGCUAUUGGCAAUGAAUAUGGUCUUGUUUGGUUGUAUGGUCUAGAUGGAACUAAAGAUAAAUCUGGAAUUCACUUGGUUACACAGACAGAACGGCAAGUGUUCCAGCAAAAGUAGGAGCAUACUGCUUGAGGUCAUUGGUGGCUUUAGAAGGCCGUAGGUGCCAGAACAGUAUUUAGAGUCAAAAUAUGCCUUUUUUUUGUGGACUUACCCUAGUCUCUGAAUUUAUCAUGUUUGUUUAGUACUAAGAAUUGAACAUGCAAUCUGAUGAGACAAAUUUUGAUUAUUUGGAUUUUAUCUUUUUUCACUUGGGUGUUUUUGAUCGUUAGUCAACCAGAAUUAUUGUUGAUUUGUCUCUUCAUGAUAUGGCUCUGGGUUUUGUUUGA